This is a messenger RNA of Lactuca virosa, 306 nucleotides long. NCBI's taxonomy places the organism in Eukaryota, Viridiplantae, Streptophyta, Magnoliopsida, Asterales, Asteraceae. The record is from the annotation of a GenBank genome assembly.
AUGUUGCGGGUAUUGGCGAUGAUGAGGCGGAAUAUGAAGAAGAGCACGAAAGUAGCCGAUGAGAGCAUGUUUGGAGAAGGGAAUGGAAUCGAGAUUCCGGUUAUAGCUCACCAUACAAGACAAGGGUGGAAUGGUCUUUCUCUUAUUUACAGCAUUGUAAGAGCACCACUCUCGCUUCUAUCAUGUCUAUCUUCUCACCCGCAUGGUGGUGCUGAUGGAAUCUGGGUUUCCGGGGAGUUUUCGCGGGUAUCAGAGAUUAAUCAUCUUAUGGUCAAUGACAGCAUGCGAUAUGCAAUCUUGAUGUGA